AUGUCCAACUCUGCAGACGAGCCCGAGCCCAUUGCAGUCAUAGGCACCAGCUGCAGAUUUCCUGGGGGUGCUUCAUCGCCAUCCAAGCUGUGGGAUUUGCUGGCCACGCCCACGGACCUCGUGAAAAAAGUUCCGGCAAGCCGCUUCGGCUCCGAAGCAUUCUAUAAUUCUGAUCCAUCGUAUCAUGGAAGCUUCCACACCCAGCGUGCCUAUUUUAUGGAAGAGGAUAUCCGCCUUUUCGACAAUGCUUUCUUUGGUCUCUCCCCAAGGGAUGCUCAGUCCAUGGACCCUCAACAUCGUCUUCUGCUUGAAGCGGUUUACGAGGGCGUGGAAUCGGCCGGAUACUCCAUCUCGCACCUGCGGGGCUCUGACACGGGUGUCUUUGUCGGACGAUCUAGUGGCGACUAUGGGGGUAUGAUGGCACAAGACCUCGAAAACUAUCAUCCGUCGGGAUUGACAGGCACGGCCGCGUCCAUUCUCGCGAAUCGCGUCUCUUACUUCUUUGACUGGACAGGGCCAUCAAUGGCGCUUGACACAGCCUGCUCCUCGGGUAUGCUCGCGCUGCAUCUGGCUGUCCAGGCUCUCCGGGCCGGCGAGACCAAGGUAGCUGUUGCAGCGUCAACAAAUAUGUUGCUCGGGCCCGAGGCCUUUAUUGGUUUAGGUCAGCUGCACAUGCUUUCGCCGAAUGGAAGGUCUUGGAUGUGGGACGCAAGUGCAGAUGGCUUCACGCGUGGCGAGGGCAUCGGAGCUCUGAUCUUAAAACCCCUAAGUCAAGCCAUCGCGGAUAACGACCACAUUGAGAGCAUUAUUCGCAACACGGGUACGAACCAAGACGGCCGAACUCGAGGUAUUACCUUGCCCAACGCCGAGGCGCAGACGGCCCUCAUUCGGUCUACGUACGCCAAAUGUGGUUUGGACGUAACCACCCCAGAGGGCCGGCCGCAGUUUUUCGAAGCACACGGAACGGGGACCCCUGCCGGAGACCCACUUGAGGCCGAGGCAAUCCACCGCGCCUUGUUUCCCACAGGAUAUAAGGGUACGGAUAAAGAGAAAGUAUAUGUGGGAUCUAUCAAAACCGUCAUCGGCCACCUCGAAGCCGGUUCGGGCAUUGCGGGCGUACUGAAGGCAACUCUGGCCGUGCAACAAGGCAAAAUUCCACCGAACCUACAUUUCAAGGAACUCAAUCCUGCCAUUAAGCCUUUCUAUGACGCCCUCGGUGUGCCUACCACAAUCACUCCCUGGCCAACGUUAGCACUUGGUGUGCCCAGGCGCGUGAGUGUGAACAGCUUUGGAUUUGGUGGCGCCAAUGUGCACGCCAUUGUUGAGCAGUGGUCGCUAGAUUCGCGAAGCCUUGCUUCUCCAUUGCAGACAAUUGGCAUGCGUGAAGAUGGUGCGGGCCUCCCUAUGCAGAUUUCGGCCAACUCAAGCGGAUCGCUAGCAGCCAUGGCUGCAGCACUUGGAGAGCACCUUCAGACACACCCUGAUAUAAAGCUCGUCGACCUAGCUUACACUUUAUCACGCCGGGGUAACUUUCCGUUUCGAGCAUCGUUCUCGGCAAUCUCUACGGCGCAACUGGCCGAAAAGCUGGGAAAUAGUACCGGCCUUGCCAACACAAAUCGCGCACGAGCCAUAUCAGAGAAGUUCCCUCUGCGGAUCUUGGGAAUCUUUAACGGACAGGGUGCGCAAUGGCCGACGAUGGGUAAGGAGCUUUAUCAGAAUUGUACUCUGUUCCGCGACGCCAUAAGCCAGAUGCAGCAAAGUCUGGACGACUUGCCAGAUGGUCCAGAAUGGUCUCUCGCCGACCAGCUGUGCGCCCCCCCAGCAAGAUCCCGUGUCCAGGAGCCCGCCGUGUCGCAACCGCUCUGCACUGCCUUGCAGAUCGCAUUGACUGAGCUUCUUCGGGCGGCUGGUAUCACCUUUAGCGGGAUUGUGAGCCAUAGCAGUGGUGAAGUGGCGGCCGCAUAUGCUGCGGGCUAUCUCAGCAUGUCUGACGCUAUCCGAGUCUCGUAUCUUCGAGGGAAGUAUACCAAUUUGGCGAAAGGUUCGGACGGAUUGCCGGGUAAGAUGAUUGCAGUUGGUCUAUCACUCGAGCAGGCCACAGUUCUUUGUAAAGAAAUUGGAGCCGACAAGAUCUGCGUCGCUGCCAACAACUCGGGGCGCAGCUGUACUCUAUCUGGCGACGCCGAUGCCGUGGAUGAGGCGCAACAGCGUCUUGAUGCACAGGGUACCUUUGCGCGUACACUCAAAGUGGACGCAGCCUACCACUCACCCCAUAUGCUGGCUUGCGCAGAGCCCUAUUUGGAGUCUCUGCGCAGAUGCAACAUAAUUAUUCAAGAUGGCCCUUACCACUGCAAGUGGUAUUCUAGCGUGUACGGAUCAGACGGCAGGAGCCGUUCAUUCGAGAUUGACGGGCAGCUUGAGGGCCAAUACUGGGUUGACAAUAUGACGCACCCCGUAAUGUUUGCACAGGGAGUGCGCAGGGCCAUCACCGAGGACCACGUCCACGACAUGGUGCUUGAGAUUGGCCCCCAUCCAGCUCUGAAAGGGCCUGCGAAUGAAGUUAUCAAGUCCCUUAUCGGCUAUGAGCUGCCUUACUCCGGAGUGCUGAAGCGCGGCCAGAAUGCCUUGGAAAGUUUUUCGGACGCCAUAGGCUUCAUCUGGGAAAGGUACACGUGCCCAAAGCCACUUUUCGACUUUAACUCUCUGCAAUUAGCGUUCCGAGGAAGCGCUGCGAGAGCACCUACUGUUCUCAAGGGCCUUCCUUCCUAUAGCUGGGACCACAGAACGGCCUUUUGGCACGAGUCCCAGCAGUCCAAGGCCAUCCGCACCCGCUCUGCCCCACGCCACAUGAUGCUGGGUCAUGGCACGUCUCAUGGCGAGGGAAGUAAGCGUGAAGUUCGCUGGCGACAUAUCUUCAAACUGGAUGAAAUGGCCUGGCUGCGGGAGCAUAAGUUCCAGGGGCAAGUUAUCGUUCCCGGUGCUGGCUAUGUCUCAAUGGCAUACGAGGCGACGGUGCGCUUGGCUGCUGAGCUGAACGUGUCAGUGAAACUGGUUGAGCUGAAAGAAAUCAAGAUCCAUCGGGCUAUUUCUUUAGAGGAGAAUUCGCCGGGAACGGAUGUCGAGUUUGUUAUUCGUACUACUGGUAGUUCGAGCGACUGCAUCUCGGCCGAGUACGCCUGCUACAGCGCUCCCACCGAGGCAGCGCCCUCGGAUGCUCGCCUUACCAGUGGCAGGGUGAACUUCACGGGACGCGUUGACAUUGUGCUCGGAGACCCUUGCCAAGACGCGCUUCCUUCUCGGAUCCCACAUCAGUUGCCGAUGCAGACCGUCAACGUGGAAGAGCUCUAUCCCGAGGUGCGCAAGAUCACGGGUGUUGAGCACUAUGGAGACUUCCGUUUUGUAGGACUGAAGCGCCGUCACAACCAGGCCGAAGUCAAGUGUAAGAGCAUCCAUAGCUCGCUCCGAAUCCAUCCCGCCACGCUUGACCAAGCUGUCCAAGGCAUCUUCAUGGCCUUCUCUUUCCCAGGCGACGGACGUCUCUGGACCACUUACCUACCCGCUUCAAUCAACCUCGUCCGUGUCAACAUGUGGGCUUGCCCAGACGAGGGCAAUGAAGAAUUCUUGACGGCCGACGCUCUGCUCACAGGCACCGACACCAAGUCCUUCACCGGCGACGUGGACAUCUUUUGUGAGGACCAUGGGCACCCACAGAUGCAAGUCCGGGGCCUCCGAUGUGCCAGCUGGGUCCAAGCCGGCCAAAAGAGUUGGAACGACCGCGCGCUAUAUGCAAAGCACGACUUUGUGCGGGAUGUCUCUGCCGGCAUCGAACCGAGCCAGCAAGCCGUUAUGACGGCGAAGACGAGGGCUCUGACAGAGAUCAUUGAUCGCGCAGCUUAUUUCUAUCUUCGCAGGUUGAAGUCUGAGAUUCACACAGACGAGAUGCCUUCAAUGGAGUGGCAAUAUCGUCACCUGGUGACUUGGGUAUUGGAGCAUUUGGUGCCCGAGGUCGAGGCCGGAACGUCCGAGUUAGCGCAGCAGGACUGGGCGAAUGACACUGAAGACAUGGUGAAGGCUUGGGGGAAAGAGUUUGCCGAGAGUAUCGACCUUCAGGCUGUUCUGACUGUCGGUGAGAAUCUCGUGCCUAUUGUCCGUGGACAGGUACCGGCGUUGCAAGUGUGGAAGCAGGAUGACUUACACGACCGGAUCUACCGCGAGUCGAAAGUAAUCAGCGACACAAACCACGACCUCUUCGUCUUUGUUGGCCAAUUAUGUCACCGAUACCCGCACAUGAGGGUGCUCGAGAUUGGCGCCGGCACUGGAGGCUCAACAAAGGGCGUUUUGGCCGCUCUCGAAGGACGCAUGGGCUCGUACACCUUCACGGAUAUAUCGCCGAGCUUCUUUCAAAAGGCACGCAAGGACUUUGACAAGUACAGCGACCGCAUGGUUUUCAAGACGCUGGAUAUCGAGGAUGAUCCAUCAACUCAGGGCUUCGAAUUGGGUUCGUACGACCUAAUUAUUGCAUCCAACGUACUGCAUGCUACCCGUCGGCUCAGCAACACGUUGAGCCAGUGCCGAGCACUUCUCCGUCCCGGUGGACACUUGCUUUUGAUGGAAAACACGCGCAUCACUACAACUUUCCAACUACUUUUCGGCGUUCUACCGGGCUGGUUCCUUGGCCUUGACGAUGGCCGUGUCUGGGCGCCCAGUACCACCGUACAGGAAUGGAGCGACGUGCUGAAGAGGGUGGGCUUUUCCGGGGUUGAUGCCAGUGUGACCCCCUACAGCAGCGUCAUGGUGUCGCAGGCUGUAGAUGACACAGUUCAAACCAUCCGUGACCCGCUCAACUCCAAAGCAGGUCUUCCACGACUCGAUGAGCUCCUUAUCCUACGGGAUGAGAAGCCAUCCUCGCGCGGUGCUCGGCUUUCCGAUAAGGUCGAACGACUGGUGGGUCAUUUGUUUGGCAAUGUCACGCGCAUCACCUAUCCUGAAGAUUUCAAGGCCAGUAGCGUCAAGGCUCCCAACAACACAGCGGUUCUGUGCUUCACUGACCUAGACACCCCGAUUUUCGAUGGAAUGAACGAACAGCGCCAUCGGGGACUACAGGAGAUCGUCCGGCAUGCCAAGGCGGCCCUCUGGACUGUUUCAAGCGCCGAAGACGACCCCUUUGUCAAUAUGAGCGUCGGGUGGGCACGAACUGUUUGGCUCGAGAACCCUGACAUGAAGUUUCAGCUCGUCGACAUUGACGACUGCGAAGCGGUUGACGCCGAGAUUAUCGCCACCGCGCUCCUGCGACUCGUUUGUCUGGGCACACCACAGGCCGCUGAAGUGCUGUGGAGCACCGAGCCCGAAAUUGCGCUGCGGGAUGGGGCCCUAUACAUCCCGAGGCUUCUACCAAAGCCGAAGAAAGCGGCUUUCGAAAUCACUCAUUCCGGGGUGCGCCAAAAUGAUGUGCUCGGAAAUAGUCUGCCUCUCACAGUUGAGAUUGCCGAAGGACGUGAUGGUGUCUUGAAUCUUGAGCCUGUACCUCAGCAUCCUGUUGGCGAUGACGAGGCGCAUAUACAAGUACUUGCCUCCUCAGCCUAUCCGCUCGUGGCAUCCGAUGGGCAAUCGACAUAUCUGUGCGUUGGAGAUGUUCUUGAGUCUGGAAAGAAGGCCAUCAUUCUGUCCCCCGUAAACGCCUCAGUCUUGUGCGCAUCCAGGUUGGAAAUAUUUCCCGCGUCUCCUGAAGACCCUUGCCAGCUACUGCACCAGCUUCUGGUGAGCCUCAUCUCAGAGGAUGUUGUGAGCAAAUCCAGUGGGCCGAUCUGGGUGCACGGCACAAACAGCAGCUGGACUCGAGCCAUGCAAGAGGCGGCUCAUCGCCAAGGUGUUGAGCUUUACCUGACCACAUCAGAUGAAGAAAUCGCCAGAAGCAAGAAGGUGAAGUUCAUUCAUCCGUAUAUCACGCUGAAUGCAUUGUGGCAAAUCUGGCCGCGGAAUGUCAAGGCGUUCGUCAAUUUGCAGCAGGGACGCCGGCGUCCAGUGGAUGAAGCUAUAGACAAGCUCAUGGAGACAACAAGGAUGCCCAAUAUCAGCCCUGAAAUGACGAUGGGUGGGUCUUCGACUUCGAGAUCGAACAGGCUAGCUCUCUCGUUUGACGUUAUGACCUCGAACUACGAUCAUACGGCUGUUUUACCCAUAGAAAAGGUGGCAUCUUCGACGGUCGACUUACAAAGGCCCGACAAACUUGUUGAUUGGCGCACUCUGGAGAUCGCCACGCGCAAUGUACACCCACACCAGCAACCAAAUAUUUUCUCGCCGAACAAGACGUACAUCCUCUUUGGCCUUGGCGGCGAUGUCGGCAACAGUAUUUGUCUGUGGAUGGUCGAACACGGGGCCCGGUACGUUGUCACAUCCAGCCGUAACCCCAAAACGCCGCCGGCUGUAGUUGAAUAUCUCGCCAACAAGGGAGCAACGGUUCGCGUUGUGCCUCUUGAUAUCACCAACCGAAAGGCCCUAAAUGCAUUCGUCCAUGAUAUUAAAUCCACCAUGCCUCCAGUGGGUGGUGUUAUGCAUGGCGCUAUGGUAUUGCGCGAUCGUCUCUUCCUCAAUCAAUCAUGGAGCGAUUUCGCCGCCAUCUUGGCGCCCAAAGUGGAGGGCGCACGCAACCUCGACGAGGUAUUCGGUCCGCAGAGCAAUCUCGACUUCUUCAUUCUCCUCUCCUCGGCUACAUGCAUUUUGGGGAAUUCAGGACAGGCGGCAUACACCGCUGCCAAUAUGUACAAUACGAGCCUCGCCGCUCAGCGUCGUCGGCGCGGCAUGGUAGCCUCGGUGAUCCAUAUUGCUGAGCUUGUUGGUCUCGGUUACUGGCAUCGUGCCAAGGGCGAUCGGCCGUGGGACCUGGGCUUCAUGAAGCUUUCCGAGACAGAUCUACACGAUACACUGGCGGAUGCGAUACGGGUCGGGCAGCCGGGAUCGGGACACCCGAUUGAGCUUAUUUGUAACUUUAGGACAGGCACCGCGGGGAUAUGGAGAGAUAAUCCGCGGAUGUGGCAUUACUUCACCCCGAAGAACGACAAGCUGCUGGCCGGCCGGAACGGCGAAGACAGCGAGCAGCAAAGUAAGCACGACGGCAAGAGUGUUAAGGAGCUACUUGAUGCGGCCGAAGAUGAGGCCGCUGCCCAGGCGACGCUUGAAAAGUGCUUUGCUCAGGAGCUGCACACUAUGAUUCAGGUCGAGACCAGCCGUAUUGACAAGGAUAUGCCCGUGGCAGGCCUAGGUGUGGAUUCACUGGUUGCAGUUCAGAUCCGUUCCUGGUUUCUCAAGGAGGUCGGCGUCGAGAUCCCCGUCUUGAAGAUCCUG
Molecule: messenger RNA, 7341 nt
Organism: Hyaloscypha bicolor E
Lineage: Eukaryota; Fungi; Ascomycota; Leotiomycetes; Helotiales; Hyaloscyphaceae
Product: polyketide synthase PKS
Exons: 5
Biological process (GO): fatty acid biosynthetic process; secondary metabolite biosynthetic process
Molecular function (GO): fatty acid synthase activity; phosphopantetheine binding; 3-oxoacyl-[acyl-carrier-protein] synthase activity
Source: RefSeq, a predicted model, not a curated record